This is a messenger RNA of Closterium sp. Naga37s-1, 1365 nucleotides long. Lineage: Eukaryota; Viridiplantae; Streptophyta; Zygnematophyceae; Desmidiales; Closteriaceae. The record is from the annotation of a GenBank genome assembly.
AGUUACCCGGCGAUGAUCACAGCAUCUCUGCCUAGCAGGUACCGCAGCCCUCGGUGGGUGUCUGCUGCUGUCUGCUGGUGUUGGACCAAACGCACCAAAUUUUCAAUCCAACCACCCUUUUCCCAUCCAGAUCUAUCCAGGGCAAUCACAGCGUCGCUGGAAGACGGGCGGCACAUCCCACUGGUGGUGUUUGGCCACAUGCACCGCGACCUCUUCCCCUUCAACUACCGCUCCCGCUCCAACCGCCCCAGCACCCUGCACAGUGCCCCCACGUGGCAAGGGGAGGCUGUCACCCAGCGCCGCAUGGCAGCAGUGCUGCUGCACCCUCAUUCCCCACCUCUCCCCUCAUCUGCUGCUUCCCCUCCAGCCACUGCCACUCCGCCUGCUGCACAGCCUACCAUCGCUGCCCCAGCCACACUUGCUAUGUCUGCUGCUGAUACUACUACUCAUGCUCCCUCCACCAAUUAUGCCAGCACCUAUGCCAGCAACCAAGCCAGCAGCCACACAGUGUUUCUCAAUUCUGCAGUCGUGCCUCGAAUAGUCUCUCUUGACGAGGAGCAUUUCACCCAAACCUCUGGGCCAGGCUUGGCAGUGUACCCGGCUCUUGGUUCGGAGCCGCUCGACGCAACCCCAGGGCUAUUUCUGCCGUACCUGAAAGGAGUGGAAGGGAGAGGAGGCGGUGGGUCAGAGGGUAUAGAGAGAGGCGUCUGCAGAGGCAUGGAGGGGUUAAGGAUGGGUGAUGCAAGGGAUGGCAAUGGAGAGGGGGAGGCGCAGGUGCCGGUGCAAACAGGGUGUGUGACAGAUGACACCUCACUUGCUGAUAUGCUAUUACAACGAGUGGUGGCUAGUGUGAGGGGUGACGAUGGGGAGGGGCGUGGCGAGGGGCAUGUGGUUGGGGAGGGGUGUGGGGAAAUGUGCGGUGGAGACGGGGGAGCGGAAAGAAGAAAAGCAGCAGAAGCAGUGGUGUGGGAAGAUGAGGUGCGGUGGGAUGGGGUGGAUGGUGUAGCGGUGGGAGAAGUGAUGGGGGAAAGGGAUGCGGGUGCAGCCCCGUCGCUGCACCACUUUGUGCUGGCACACCUGGCAGUGCAGGGACCAUUAGAGCAGGGGCAGGUGGGACUGGGGCAAGUCGGGCAGGGACAGGCAGGGCAGGGUCCAGUGGGGCAGGAACCUGUGCUGCCUUCGUUGGGUGACUCGGUGGUGGCAGCUGCUGGUGACGGUGGCAGGGAAGGGCAGUGUGUGGGCGGUGGGGAGGGCCGGUGGGUGUGUGUGGGGGCAGAGGACGUGUGGGUGAAGGUGGAUGAGCGGACGAGUGGUGGGGGGAGUAGGGGGAUGGUGGCAUGCUUGCACAGGAAAGACAGGAGGUGA